UGUCACCCACGUGGUCGCGACGUCCGCUUCAUCUCCAACCAGUCUUGAAAUGUUUUAAUGUUUGCUGUAUAAGUUAUCACUUGACCUCGGCGGGCCGAUGGUGUAAAUGUUAAUGGCAUUGCAGUGUAUAUUUUACGGUUUGCGUACUUAUAUAUUUAUAUAUAUAUGCUGAGGUUAUCGUCUCUAGCAGUCCGUCGAUAAAGUCGCAUACGUAAUUCACCAACGCUGCCGCGUAUUUAUGUGUAUAUAGUUCGAAAUUGUCCUAUUUUGAUGAAAAUAUCAGGGAGACCUAUGCAGUAUUAAUAGCUAUAGUAAAUACGAUAUUUUAAAUAGUAGUGGAGUCAUCUGUGUGUGCGGGCAAAAGUAAUAUAGCCGCAGACGAUGCCUUGUCAUGGGUUUGAGGUGUGUGUGAUCCCGCCCGCCGAGGCGGAGGAAGACCCAGCACAGGCCUAUAUUAAUCACGCCUGCAGGGCCUGCACCAGAUUCCCAGAUGGCUCAGUGCGGCUGCGUAACCCACACAUCGCAGAGAUGGAACAAGACAUCCUGUACCACCUGGCGCUGGGGUCUGGCUCCCACGACCUGGUGGAGAUGUUCAGCGAUGUACGGUUCGUGUGCAUGGGAGGAACACCCAAGCGCAUGGAGCACUUCGCUAACUUCCUCAUGGAUGAGAUAGGCUACAAGCUACCUGCAGGAACCACACUCUUGGAUAUUUCCUACCGGUCCUACCGUUACUCUAUGUAUAAGGUUGGGCCAGUGCUGUGCUUCUCUCAUGGAAUGGGGAUUCCCUCGGUGGGAAUUCUCCUUCAUGAAGUGAUCAAAUUAAUGUACCAUGCUAAGUGUAAGGACCCCAUUUUCUUCCGUCUGGGCACGUGCGGUGGCAUUGGCAUUGAAGGAGGAAACUUGGUGAUUACCGAGAGUGCCGUGGAUGGCUUAUUACAACCCUACCUCGAAUUGCCUGUGCUUGGUAAGCUGAAGCGGCGGCCAGCCAUCCUGGAUAGGCAGUUGGCCAAUGACCUUAAAAACCUGCAUAAUGAUGAUGAUCCUUUCACAGUGACUGUUGGAAAGACGAUGUGCACUUAUGACUUCUAUGAAGGUCAGGGAAGAUUAGAUGGAGCUUUCUGUGACUACACCGAAUCUGACAAGUUAUCAUUUCUCAAUAAAAUUCAUGAGGCUAAUGUUGUUAACAUGGAAAUGGAAUCUCUCUGCUUUGCUGCACUUUGCCACCAUGCAGGCAUCAAAGCUGCCGUCGUCUGUGUUACGCUACUCAAUCGUCUGCAUGGAGAUCAGGUUUCCACACCAAAGGAGACACUAAACAAGUGGCAGGAAUAUCCUCAAGCAUUAGUAGCUCGCUACAUCAAGAAACAGCUUGGAUUGCCCGUCAACAUUCCUCAGCGAGAACAUCCACAGGUAGUAAAAAAUCCUAAACACGCCCUAAUGGUUAGGCAGGAGUCGGCUAGCUUUGAGUGAGAAACUUUUAAGGGACUGUAAAUCAAAACAACCAUAGGUGUUUUAAGUCUAGGUAAUUGGACUCUGCAUAUAUGUAUGACUAGCAGCUUGCAUAUUCAGACGAUAAGUCAUAAUAACAUGCGUGAAGAUAGGAAAACCAAACCGUACACCAGGAGAUGAGGAGACGACGACAUUUCAGUCCAUCCUGGACCAUUAUCAAAUCGACUGUGAUUAAGUUGAUCGAUUCUGAUUCAAGUCGAAACGUCGUCGUUGUCUCAUCUUCUGGUGUGUGGUUUAGUCUUCACAGCUUGCACAUUCUACAAUAGUGUACAAUGCAUUGAUAUGUAAUUGAAAUCAUUUAGACAUAUAAUUGGUCAUUAAUGCAUUGCUUAAACUGCAGUUUGUCCCAGCCUGUAGUGUUGUAGCAGUAAAGGUUUACCAAAGAAAUGCAGUAUGGAACAUUGUGUACAGUCAAAUGCAUCGAUUUUUUGUCUGUCAGUGUUAGACCAAAAACAGUAAAUUGAAUAUAGUUAAAUAUAAAAAAACUUAUCCAAUUCUGUACAUUAAUAAUUUAAAUAUAUUUUAAGAAUCAAAAGUCCUUGGUAGUCCAAUGCCAGCCAGUGUACAGUAUUCCACUCAGCUGGUACACAAUACAGUCUCAGACCAGUAAUGAGGAUAACCACUGGGAACAAUUUGCAAAAUGAACAUCGUGGUUCUACUAGGGUCACUCGUGUUCUUUACAGUACUUAUUAUAUAUAAUGCUUACAUUAUUAGAGUCAUCCUUAUUCUCUCAAAACUUGUUCAUGAUUUUUACCAGUAUGUUAAAUUUCCACAUUCUUUUUUCUUUUAUCUAAAAAUUCUUCAUAUAUUACCUCUGUUGCUAGCUUUCAUAUAUUUCACUGGCUGCACACCUUUGAAGGCUUUGAAGAUAUUGUACACCACUGCUGAAUUAUUCACAACUUGAGAAAUAGGUUGAUAAACAUGAAGUUAAUAUUAAACUUGAUUUCAAUAUUUAUAAUUUUAUUACAAAAUUAUUACAGUAUUAAAAAAUUUGGGGUCGAUUUGUAUUAGAUGUCCUGUUUCCAAUAUAACCUGUUGGUUAUCAGUACGUAUGACAUGGAAUAAACUGUUUUAACACUUUAGUGGUGCCGCCUCUCUGCGUGUUCUUGACUGUAGACGUUCCAGACUCCCUCUCACAGGACGCUCACCAAUACAAAAGUUUUUUACAAUCAUUUUUAAAUUUUCAAAGUUAUUUGGUGGGUUAUAGCUAUAAAUUUGGUGUCAAAAUGUUCAGACAUAAGUUGUCUAGAGAAUACAUGCAAAAACAAAAAGUGUACAGUAUUUUAUAAUAGAUUUUGCUCCUCUCUGCACAUUCCCAAAUGUAAACUUAGCAGGCUUGGCAAGGUCCCUCUCAGCAAUCCUUAAAAUGUUUAUGAAUAGCAAUCGGAUGAAACGUUUUAGUGUCAUCAGAACCCGAAAGUGUUUUAAGAGAUUAUUCAAAACAUUAACCAUAAAGAACACCAUUCGAUAACUUGAGUCAUCUAUCCAUUAUUUUAGUAACAUAACCAUGCUCUGUUGUUCAAAAUGCUUUUUAAUGUAUCAUUCACAGUAGAUUGACAAACUAUUGUAACGAAAGAAGUGAGGAAUAAAGGCCGCAUAUCAUUAGAUUACUUUAAAAGUAAAGAAUACGUUCUAGUAGUAAAUGUCUAAAGUCAAUUACAGUACUGUAUAUGAGUAGAGCCUUCUUGUGUUCUAAAUGACACCAAAGCUAUGGAAAUGUUAUUAAAUAAAGAACACUUCUGGAUAACUAUAAAAUCUUCCAAGACUGUGGACAUAGGCAAAUACUGAACAGAAAGAUGUGAGGAUAAAGGCUACACAAGGUUCAGUUACUGCUGUGAACAAUGUUCGUCAUGUGCCGAGCAAACAUGGUCCACAGUACAGACUAGUCCUUGUGUAAUGUAUAACUUCGUAUCUAAUAUACAUUGUAAGGUAUGUCAAACUUUUGUGUUCCUAGUCUUUACUUCCAAUUUAACCAACUUGGUUUUACUUGAGAAUUGAUACAUUAUAUACCGUAUAUGCAGCAAGCCUGCAAGCCUAUAUCAUAUGCAAUAAGAUAUGGUGAAUAGGAGGUUACACUGGGACAAGGUUUUGGCCUACCCAACAUAGUACAUAUGGGCCAAUUAAAUUUUAAGUAUCAUUGUGGUAUUAUUAUAUAAAACUACUUGUUAAGGAGGGAGUGAGAUACGUAAUAACUUGUCAUUAGUCUGAUUAUUGUCUGCAAUGUGAUCUUGUUUAACAUCUAUUCAGUGAAUAGAGAGCAUAUAUUAAUAUGUGGAACUUAGAAGAGUGGAUGGAUGUAAAAAUGUUAAUAAUAUUGGAGAAAUAGUAGUGAAAUAAUAUUCACCAAUACCAUCAGUUAUUUUAUUAGUACAAACACUAAUACAAAUCUUGCCUAGAAUAUAAUAUGUACAGUAAUUGUAGUCAUCUAAAUAGGAGAUAUAUACAUCCAUUGGAAAGCAUUCACAUUAUUCUUAUUGCUCUUUAUAAUAUAAAGCUAUUUCUCAGUGUACAACUAAGCACAUAUAUAGCAAGUUCAGUGUUCAAUCAGCAGCAUACACUACUUGCAGGUGCAGCAAUGUUUCCAAAGGUGUAAAUAAGCACCCCCCACCCUGUGUGCCCAUGUGUUGUAAACCAAAUAAUCUUGCAUGCAUUGCAUGACAAUCAUCUCACCUUUGCCAUAUACUGUAGUAUAUUCAUGUACAAUGAAGCCUCUAUAUUCGUCAGUCCCUAUAUGCAUCAUGUUUUGAUGACAGAUAAUGCUCCCAUAUUCAUCAGCAUUUUCCAUAUUUGCCACCAUUUCUACCACUGACAAAGGAAAUCCUCUCCAAUUAGGCCAAAAUGCAGAAUAUGGUCAAAAAGUGGCACCUAAACAUUACCAUAGUUUAUCAAAACAUAAAUGCAUUCAAUGAUAAUGUAAUUGGCUACUUCAGGAAAGUUUUUAUAAAAGCAGACAGAAACAGAACAUUGGACAAGUUCUUACCCAUACAGAGUCCUAGUGGAUUGUCGCCAUAGGGAAUAAAAUGACAACAAUCGUUAGGAUUAAUACAGUCCCCAUGGCGCAGUGGUAAAGCAUUCGCCUGGUGUUUUGUGAGCUCUUUGACCUGGGUUCGUAUCCUGGCUGGGAAGGAUUUACUGGGUGCCAAUCCUCAAUUGUAGCCUCAGUUCACCCAGCAGUGAAUGGGUACUUGGUUGUUAAACGAUUUGCCAGGUCAUAUUCCUGGGAAAAUUAGGACUAAGGACUUGCCCGAAACACUAUGCACGCUAGUGGUUGUAUAAGAAUAUAAGAACUCUCUCUAUAUAUAUAAAAUACAAAAUUAAAGUUACCUGAUAUUGUAAUGGAAGGCAUCUCCCCUUCUAAACAAUACAAUUCCUUUCCUCUUCAGCUUCUAUCAUUAUUUCCACCUUUACUGUAUUGAGGAAUGUUCUGACUAAAUUUUUAUUUAUGUAUUUUUUGGAGGUUGAAAACUCAUAAAUUGAAUUUCAGUUAUUUCUUAUGGGAACAAUUGUUUCCAUAUUUGUCAGGCACAUAGGAACAGAAUAAUGAUGAAUAUAGAGGUUCCACUGUAUUAACAGUAUAUUUCCAUGCAAUGCAUUUUCUCCCACAGCUUAAUUCUACCCUCCCUCCAACAUGAAAUUCAGUUAAAAGUAUCAACCAAUCUAAAUUUUAUCACAAAAUUUUAUUAGACAUUACUGUAGUAGAAUAUUCAGAUGCAGUCUUUUAUAAGUACAGUACCACGUACUUACUACGAAUUUUAGGCCAUCAACACUUUCGUACAUUUUCUUUAAUAUUUAAAAAUCAUUCAAAGUGAAAAGGAUAUAUAACUGGACCCAAUGAAUCUAGGUAAAACGUUUGGCAUAUCUUGAAGGUCAAAACCAAUUAAUAAUGUACUGCACAUAAUUAAUACAUGAAGUGUCUUUUAUUUUCUCAUGUUCAGGAUAUCAUAUGGGAUUUUAAUAGCAUGACAAAAUUCUGUAAUAAUAAUUAAAAUAAAUACUGUAGUGAUAUCUCGGUUCCUGGAACAAUUGAGUUGGACCCCUCUCAGUGCAUCCAACUUAAUAUUGCAGCAAUUUGUUUUCUUCGUGUAUGCUACACCUAGUGUUGUUUUAUUAGAGCACAUGAUAGGACAUAUAAUUCCACAUAUUUUAAUAGUAAAAUCACAUGGAAAAAGUAAUCAAUUUUUUAUAUAACCAACAAAACUUUAAAGAAAAUGCUGUUAUACAUCUUGGGGGAGGAAAUGGAAAGAAUGGUUUGAAUUGUGUAUGCAGGUAAGUAGCUUUGGGAGGAUGGAGGAAGAUUUGAGGGCUGCAGUGGUUAAUUUAUUGUUCACCCCAUAUUCGAGUGAGGGAAUGAGUGAGUUAGAGAUAGACAAUGGAAGUGAGUGUGUCAGGGAGACAGUCUGUCUAGGCCCCAAACAAACAAGUGGAGCUUAUGUUUGGUUAGGUAUAGUCUAAUUAGGUUCAGUUAGCUCAGGUAAUGUUUAAGCUAGAAGAAGCAUGUUGUAAGAUUAGCAGUAAAGUGUUAUUAACCACCUUUACAUAUAGUAUUCAUUUACUUGUUAAAUUUUAGAUGGGUUAUUUGCUUUUCACAUUUUUUCAGUGCACUCAAAUGCAUAACAUAACGCUUGUGUAUAAGCAGUAAUGUUUUCCCUAUUCACAAUUGAAUGUUGUACUGUAUCACACUUUAGGAUGUUGGGCCGAUGUUUGUUUAUGCUCAAGGAAUGUCUUCAGGUUCAAUCGUAUUGUUUCUCUGUUGAACUGGGUUCCGCAAAUGCGAGAUAUUACUAUACGUACAGUAUAGUGAUUUGUAAGAGCUGUAUCUAACAUAGUAAUUGGCAAUAUAAACAUGGUGUUGAUACAUUUACAUACUCCAAUAUACAAAUGGAUUUAUUCUUAUUAGAAACUAUAAUGUUUAUGAAGCUGUACAAAUGAGACACGAUACAAUCCUACACACUUAUGUAUAAAAUAUGAUAUAUUGCAGACAAUACAAAACAUUACAAUUCUGUAAAACUGCUAUAUACAGUACCUAUAAAUAAUUUUUGUUUGCCAAUAUAAAGUUUUACAGUACAGUAUUCUCAUUAUGUACAGUUUAAAUAUUAUGCAUGGAUGCUAUUGAUUGUAACUGUUAUUCAUAUUCUUUAAAGUGACUGGUUGCAUUGUAUAUGCACACAUCCAGAUUACUGUAUGAUAUACCAAAGCUUCAAUAUAUGUUGUUGUUUAUGUGGUAUAAAAUUCCUGUUACAUGUGCUUCUUAUAAAGGUAUGCAGUUUAGGUUUAGCACAAUUUCAUGAAUUCUAUGAACUAUUUUACAGAAACAAUCUUUAGACUGCAUAAUUAUUUAUCUGUACAAUGGACAGUCUUGUGAAGCCAUUAUCAUCUUAGUGAAACUGAAGAGUAUUGUGGGAAUUGACUUGCUCAUUAACUCAGUGCAACACACUACUGAUCCCUGUAAUAUAGUCCUGUACAGAACUAAAAAAAAAAAUUAUCGAUAUUAUAAAUUUCAGUUCAUUGCCUUAUGAAUAUUUACUUAAUAAGCAGCAGCAGCAGCAGCAACAUAUGGGUUGUAAAGCUGGAUGUCAACCAAGUUCUAAAUACAGUACAACAAUGUGGAAAACCUGUAGCUUGGUAUAUAGAGGUGAUGAAUGUCCUAACCAUUUCCAGUGCCUGGCCCAAGACUUAAAUGCCAGUAUAAUAUAAUUUAGAAUAUUAUAGAAUUUCAUUGGCAUGCACAAUAUUAAAUUAACUACAGUAAUACUAGUUUCACGACUUAAGGAAGCUGUAGUGUGGAAAGCUUGAGAUAUUAAGCGGCCACUAUUUCCUCAUCAUUGUCUUUAAGACACUUUGAAAUUUUUGGUUUCACAAAAUUUCAUUCUAAUUUAGUUUAUUUUAUCUUACAUUUUUAUUUCAGUAUUAUUAGCGCAUGGCCAUACUGUGAAAAUAAAUUUAACUGAUCGUUAUGUAAAAACUAAGACUUGAUCAGUCUUCAGAUAUCCUCCUAGUUAUUUAUAUUAAAUGAGCUCUAAAGUUCUCAUUCUUCAACACUUGCAACAGAAAAGUUCUCACUGCGAGCCCUGUUGCACUGUUGACAUAUUCAGUAUAAGGUUACAAAUACUGUAUUGCAAAACCAAUUACAAAACACAAGCUGCAGUUAACCAAUUUUAUUUUUCAGACAUGAUAAUUUAUUUAAUAGUAAAGGAGUUCAACUUAUGUUAUUACAAUACUCAUCAAAAUACAGUUCUGUACUGUAAACUGGUAACUUAGUUAGAACCAUGAAUAAUGUUCAUUUCUUACACGUCAAUGUCCAUGUGCCAUAGGAUAAUAAAUGUAUUACUGUCA
This is a messenger RNA of Procambarus clarkii (red swamp crayfish), 7839 nucleotides long. RefSeq names its product uridine phosphorylase 1. Gene Ontology annotation, cellular component: cytoplasm; cytosol. The record is from RefSeq and is a predicted model, not a curated record. Gene Ontology annotation, molecular function: uridine phosphorylase activity. NCBI's taxonomy places the organism in Eukaryota, Metazoa, Arthropoda, Malacostraca, Decapoda, Cambaridae. Gene Ontology annotation, biological process: uridine catabolic process; nucleotide catabolic process.